CGUGCUUCCCCAGCACUACAGCAAACAGCUGACUCCAGCAGCUGAGCUAGGGGGAGAGGUCACAUGACCACAACAGGAAAACAAGAGUGAAGAACAAUACCUUGCUCAGCCUUUGUUCUGCCUCCAGGAUCUCUGCAGCGCAAGUAACCAGGCCCCUGAACCCGAGCAGAGGAUCCUGUUGCGACACUUCUCUGGUUUAAUCAGUGACCUCAAAGGAAUUGGCUCAGCACUGCAGUCGCCAGGCUCUGCAGAUCAGUGUGUGGUCUCCCUGCCAGGGCUUUGAUCACCUCUCCCCACUGCCUUCCCUCCUACUGCAGAUAUGGAGCCCAGGAUGUUGCAGCUCCUUUUCGUCCUCCAUGUCUUGGCCCUCCCAGUCCAGCUCUGUGUGCCGUAACAUGACUGUGCAGCAAUGGGAGGGGAGAGUGGAUGAAGAGCAGGCCCCCAUAUCUGUGCAUGGGAACUGGCAGCUGCAAGAUGGAGCUCCACUUCCACAAAUGUUGCAAAACCAGACUGACGAAUUCUGCUAUGCUGGAGACCUCUUACCGCUCCACAGGACCAGUUCGGCACAGAAAUCCCCAGGGGAAAUCCUGCUCUGAUCAAAUGCCUGAACAUGGAGCUCUUGAGACUCAGCCAGGAUCUGUCGGAGGAGCUGAACCCCAGUGUGUAUGUGGCCCUUCGUCUUUCUGCUGACCACAGUCUGGAGAAAGAGGCCCAGUACCUCCAGAGACUGAAGAAUGUCUUCCAGCCCAGUGCCAGCAGCUCCAUAGCAGGUGGCCAACAGAAGCAGCCCAAUACAGGCCGCCUGGCUCUGUACCUCCUAGCACUGCGGGCUGCCUGCCAGGACAUGGAGACGCUCCUGGAGAGGCAGCUGGUGACCCGGUUGAAGUACCAUCUGCACAAGGAGAAGGAGCAGAUAGCUUUCAAAAGGAAUGGCCGCCCCAUCACCAGUUACUACCAGUACAGCCUGGGGGUCUUGGCCCUGUGUGUCCAUGGGAAGAAGAUUGACACCCAUGUGAUCCAGAAGCUCCUGAAUGCUGAGCAGCACAAGUUCAUGCAUGGCAGCAAGCUCUCUGUGGACACCAUGGCCAUGGCAGGCUUGGCCUUUGCCUGCCUGAAGCAGGCCAACCUCUACGAACCGGAGCUAGUGGCAGCAAUCAGCCUGGCUGUCCAGAGAGUGACGGACAGGAUUCUCCAGGCUCAGACCACCAAGGGCACCUUCGGCAACAUCUUCAGUAGCCCACUGGCCAUGCAGCUCUUGAUCGCCACCGGGAUGAGCAAGAAGCCAGAGUGUCCCAAAGGCAUGGAUGCUCUGCUGGGGAGCCUGGAACAGGGUCACUUCCAGAACCCCAUGAUCAUGUCCCAGCUGCUGCCCGUGCUGGAUGGAAAGAGCUACCUGGAUAUUGCCACCAUGGAGUGCCGGGCAGAGCAAGACACUUCGGAGCUAGACACCAAGUGCCCAGGAUCCAGGACAGUAAUUCUGGGGACCAAGAUGAUCACCGUUCAGCUGGCUGUGGAGCACCCUCCGAACCCUGAGAUGCUGUACAACCACUCCAUCCAGGUGCCCUCUGGGUCCUCCCUCCAGGACGUGCUGAGAACCGCUGCGGAGCAGGGCCCUGGGCAGUUCAUGUUUGAAACCCAGAACACCUUGCAUGGUCCAUUUUUAACCACAGUGAUGGGGGUGAAAGCCAGCAAUGGAGAGCGGAGAUACUGGCAACUCCUCCAGGCCCCACACACCAGUCUUCAGAAAGGCAUCUCUGACUACCAGCCUCAGGACGGAGAGUCCAUCAUCCUGAAGUUUAGCCCAUGGUAGAAGGCCUGCUGCCUGCCUUCCAGCUCCCUGCCCCACCUCAAUCCACAGUGAACUCUCUAUGUGUGUCUCUCUCUACCCCAGAAGCAGGAGGUCUCAGCUGGCAAUGGCAGCAUACGCCUGUCAAUCUGCGAGCCCUGUGCCCACAGGGUGGCAUCUUCCUCCCCACAGACUGAAGUCCAUAACGCAAGUCCCUGGCCUCCUGACAGGGUGUGUGUAUGUGUGCGUGUCUGUCUGUCAAAAGGGGCAAAUUCCCUCCUGCCCCAGAGACCUGUUCUGCUGUGGAUCAGCCACAACCAUCCACUCAAUGGAAACUAACCAUGCCAGGGAGUGGGGAGCAGCAGGUUUGGUGUGAAUGAAAAACCUUGAAUAUGAUGACACAGUGCAUCAUAAUUCUGAUUUUCUAAUGCAGCUUUAACCCUUGCUGUGCUUUGGCUGUCUAAACUGCCACCCAAUGAGUACAUAGGAGGAGGUGUCUGCAUCCUCCUGAUGGACACACUUUGUUUCCUGUGGGCCCACUAUACCAGUGCCCUGGUGUGACUGGGCUCCUGGGGAUUCUCUAGACUGCACCCCUCUGUAUAGCAGUCACUGCACAGCUCGCAGGCCAGGGAUUCCCUCCCUGCUCCCGCCCAAAUUCCUGAAGCAACAGAACUGCUGCUGUGAUGAGAGGAUGUGGCUGAUAUCUCUGCUGUCUGGAGAGCAGUGGGUGGGAACCUGGCCCCGUGCCAAGGGGAGAUGGUGCCCCCAUGCAGCCACUCUCCCUCAGUCUGACAUUUGGAUCUGAAAUGAUUAAAGCUUUGAUUGCAAACCUGA
Molecule: messenger RNA, 2620 nt
Organism: Mauremys mutica (yellowpond turtle)
Lineage: Eukaryota; Metazoa; Chordata; Testudines; Geoemydidae
Gene: TCN2
Product: transcobalamin 2
Exons: 11
Coding region: 611-1810 (399 amino acids)
Biological process (GO): cobalamin transport
Molecular function (GO): cobalamin binding
Source: RefSeq, a predicted model, not a curated record